AUUAAGUAGUAUAGUUCUAGUAACUAAAACCCCAUUUAAACAGUUAAGUAAAGAAAUUGCAUGCGAUUUUAGUUCAAUUGCGGUAUUUAUUCGAUCGACUGAAUGCAUUUUUUGCUAUAAUUUUACUUACACUAAUAAUUUUACAAUUAAAACUUGCCAAACAUUGUCUAUGGUGUUUUCGGCUAUUAUGCUUGCGAUUUAAGUUUCAAUUCAACCUGUCGAUAGAUUAUUCUCGAGGAGGGAGGACCUCAGACUUAAACAUUGGUUUAGGGAGUUUAUUAUAUUUUUAUAUGCUAAUUUUAUUAAAGUUGUUCGGUACUGUAUAUUUAGACAAACUUUCUUUAUAGUAAUUAUUUUCUCUCGGUUGUAGUAAUCUUUUUUCUCUUACACUUUUUGUAUUAUAUUUAUUUGUAGCCGUUAAUUUAUAUAAUUUUACUCUGUGGUUAGCAAUGUAUCGAAUAUUGCAUGCAAGUUCUUGACACACACACAAACACUUGCUCGAAAAAGAUCUUAUUUCAUGCAGGUGUACUGAAGGACAAAGGCCUAUUUUGUUCCCACGGGAGUUAAGGAUUGUGAAAAAAAAAGCUAUCACUCUUUAGGAUGUUAUAUUAUAUUUUUGUUUAUGUUUACAAUUAUUUAAUUUGAUUAAUUUAACAGCCGUUUAAAAUAUUUUUACAUAAUUUUCAAUCGUGGCUGAAUGCCGAACAGGUCUGUGCCUUCGAUGUAACCUAACCUAACCUAACCUGUCAAGAAAUUACAAAAUGGCGGACGAAUGUUUGAUAUGUCACCGUAUUUAAGAAUUAUUUCGCUUAAAAUUUUGUUUUUUCUUCGCAAGUGUGAUGAAACGCAUUGUGUGUAACUCCGGGGAGACCAUGGAUAUCGGCAGUCAUAUUCUUAGUUGUAAUGAGGACAGUAAACGUACAAUUCGCAAUGCCAGUGCCAAUGUUUCAACCAGCUCCGCCUCCACCGCCCAUGGUCAUGAUGGCGCCGCCGCCGCCACCCGUACCAGUCCCAGUCCCCUACCCGGUCCCAGUUCCUGUUAUAGUCACGAGGAAAACCACUACUACUACUACAACAACCCAAGCCCCGAAUGAAGCUGACGGCGAUGGGAAGUUUGCAUUUGCAUUCCCUUUGCCUUUUGGAUUCCCCAUGCCUUUCGCAUUACCACAAGCACCUCCUCCAAGAUUCUGCGCUGAUAAACCGAGGCCAAAGCAGUGUCCACCUUGUCCACCAUGUGUUUGUGCUCCAAGCUGCACACCUUCGUUUUACUCAUUUUGCUCUCCAUGUCAUCAGAAGUGCAGAUGUAAAAGUAAUGGUGAUACUCCGAGGCCUGAGCCUCCGAAGCCACCACCACCCGUUCCCAUUGUACCAGCACCUAUGCCUAUGUAUCCUAUGGUACCUCCAGCUCCAGGUCCUAUUUUCAUCUUCCCCUUGCCACCUGCUCUUCCUUUCAGACGUCCACCGCGAAGAGUACCCAUUGAUUCGAAGAGCGAAAGUUGUGAUUCUUCAGACAGUUCUUCCAGCACAGAUUCUGAUCAAGAUUGGCGUCGUAGAAAAAGACGAAAAUUCAAAAAAGGCAAAAGUCAUUUAAGUAACUACAGAAAGAAUGCUAAAAGCUUCGAAAGUAGUGAUGAUAUGGGAACAGUCGUACAUGAAACGAAGCUUGUAAAACCGAUGUUAUCGUACAUAAGCAGGCAAGGUGACGUGAGGUUUGAGAAAAAGAUUAGUGAGGACGAUGCUGCACAUUUGAUGGGCACAGAAACAGAUAGAUCAAAAAGCGUGGAAUAUCCUAAAAACAGUCGACGAUCUGCUGUCGCCAGGAAAGACAGUAGAACUGUCAUAUUCAGUCCGCCGCCAAACAAGAAAAUUACUAACCUCACAGUAUCUUUUGACGUCGUUCAAUAAUAACAAUAUCACUUUUACUUAUAUAGUCUAGUUUAAAAGUUCAAAGUGGUGAAAUAUAGAUACACUAGUUACUCCUAAAAAUACUCGCCACUUGCCUAGACUGUAAAAAUUUUCUAGACAUCAUUCCGAAUCCAAUGAGGUUUGCCACGUAUUUUUAGGAGAAGUAUCUCUAUUUUUCACCACUUUGAACUAGUGGACUAAACUAAUAUGGACAAGAGUAAACACAAACUAAAGUAAUUAUGUUGGAAUUGAACCGACAAAGUGUGUUUUAACUAAUACGACGACAAAAGACAAUAAAGUAAAGUUUCCCUUCUUGUAUGUAAAUGUUAUACCUACUUGUUUUUAAUAAAUGUAUUUUUAUUAUA
Messenger RNA from Cydia pomonella (codling moth), 2270 nucleotides. RefSeq lists its product as uncharacterized. The record is from RefSeq and is a predicted model, not a curated record. The transcript has 2 exons. The coding region runs from base 904 to 1905 and encodes 333 amino acids. NCBI's taxonomy places the organism in Eukaryota, Metazoa, Arthropoda, Insecta, Lepidoptera, Tortricidae.